Molecule: messenger RNA, 1494 nt
Organism: Toxorhynchites rutilus septentrionalis
Lineage: Eukaryota; Metazoa; Arthropoda; Insecta; Diptera; Culicidae
Product: spermine oxidase-like
Exons: 4
Coding region: 44-1465 (473 amino acids)
Molecular function (GO): polyamine oxidase activity
Source: RefSeq, a predicted model, not a curated record
AUUCCCAACAUAAGCAGUGUUGUGCGCACAAAUAUUUGUCACUAUGACCGCGAAAAUAAUAAUAAUCGGCGCCGGUGCGGCUGGGAUAGCCGCCGCUAGCAGAUUGUACGACCGCGGAUAUAAAAAUUUGAUCAUACUGGAAGCAGAGAACCGGAUCGGUGGAAGAAUACACACGAUACCAUUUGGGGCCAAUGUGCUGGAUUACGGUGCGCAAUGGGUUCAUUCGAGAAUGGAUAAUAUUGUAUACGAUAUGGCCGCGAAAUAUAAUUUAGUAGAAACCGAAAGCCACCGCGAGAAUGAUCUUUGCAUAAGAUCGAACGGGGAAGAAGUACCUAUCGAACAUUCAAGACGAGUUCUAGAUGUACUAAAUAGUUCCACAAAUGACGUUGAGAAAAUGAAGGUUUACAGGAAAUCCUUGAAUGAUUUCUACAACGAAUUUUAUCAGGACGCCUUACAAAACCAUGAGUUUGAUGGUAUAGAUCCCGAAAUUUGUCAUCAGAUUUUCGAUUUUUUCCAAAAAUAUCACACCGUAUACAACGCAGUUGACAGUCUGACGGAGGUAUCAACCUCAGGGUUAUUGGAGUUCACCGAUCACCAAGACGAGUAUCUUAUCAACUGGAAAACGCGAGGAUUCAAAACCAUUCUCGAUUUAAUGCUGAAGCGACUACCAGAGCAGAACGCAGUCCCGAUACCAAUCGAAGAUAUUACCUUUUUCAACAAACGUGUUACCAAAAUCGAUUCAUUAGCAAACACUCAUCCAGCGGUACGCGUUUUGUGUUCAGAUGACAGCAGUUAUACGGCCGAUCACGUGAUAAUAACCGUUUCCUUAGGAGUACUCAAGGAAUCAUACCGAACACUGUUCCACCCGAAGCUUCCGUCGCUGAAAAGAAAUGCAAUCGAGGGGCUGUACAUAGGGACCAUCGAUAAAAUGGUGCUCGAAUUCGACAAACCGUUUUGGCCGAACGGUUGGCAUGGGUUUGGACUGCUGUGGAAAAGCGAAGAUAUGAAUGAACUGCGCGGAUCAGAUAAAUCAUGGCUUGAGUCCGUUUGCAGUUUCUUUGUACCGGAGUAUCAACCGAAUCUACUAGUGGGCUGGAUCUUCGGAAAAGAUGCCAGAACGAUGGAAACUCUUCCCGAGCAGGAAGUUGUGCAUGGUCUCUUAUAUGUUUUAAGAAAGUUUCUUGUGAUGUUUCGUGUACCGGAAGCAAAAUCAUUCACGCGUAGCACGUGGUACGCCAAUCCCAACUUUAGAGGAUCCUACACGAGUCGUUCAAUGGUUUCGGAUAGUUUGAAUGCCAAGGCCGCUGAUCUAGCAAUACCCUUGGUCGAUUCAAGUGGAAAUCCGGUCGUGCAAUUCGCUGGGGAGGCUACCCAUCCGGAGUACUACUCAACGGUGCAAGGUGCGAUUGGAAGUGGAUGGAGGGAAGCUGAACGAAUCAUCGAGCUUUAUAAAGAUCAGUUUUAGAACAACGAAUGUUGUACAUUGCGGGUAAU